Heterobilharzia americana is the source of this 522-nucleotide messenger RNA. The record is from the annotation of a GenBank genome assembly. NCBI's taxonomy places the organism in Eukaryota, Metazoa, Platyhelminthes, Trematoda, Strigeidida, Schistosomatidae.
AUGGAAAGUAACAUCAGAAGAUCAUCAUGUUACACACAGUUGCCUGCUGUGACAGCUACACGAGGGGAUCAACAAUCACUGGUUCCAAAUCAUAGUCCAUUAUCAAAUAUAGGUCUUCAAACACGAUCUAGUGUUACUUCAACUCUUGCUGUUACAUCUGGCCUAUCUGGAAUAGCUGGUAUAGCUGCUGCAGCUGCAAGUCAACAAGGAAAACCACUUAAUUUAGCUGCACUUACAUUAGCUGCUCAAUCUGCUGCAACAAAAAAGCGAGCAGGUGCUAGAGCACAAGCUGCUAAUACAAGACCAGAGCGUACAUUAUUUUGUUUGACGCUUAGAAAUCCUUUAAGGAAAUUAUGUAUAAAAAUUGGAGAAUGGAAACCAUUUGAAUAUCUUAUUCUUCUUACAAUCAUGGCUAACUGUUGUGCACUUGGUGCUAUAACUCCAUAUCCCGAUGGAGAUUCAAAUACACUUAAUCAUAUACUAGAAAAAUCGAAAAUGUUUUCAUUGUCAUAUUUACUGUAG